GGGCUGGGCAGAUCCCAACGCGCUCUCAGCCUUCUCCCUUUCGCGCGUGCUGCGCUGUCAACAACCCGCCGUGUGGUCGCAAAUUCAUCCUCGCCCUCCACCAUGCUGUCCGUCCGCGCGCUCAGCUUCAUCGCGGCCAUCGCGGCACUUCUCUUCCCUAUUUACACCUACCUGGAGGCCAAUCUCGAGUCCUUUUAUGUCUUCGACACGGCGGAGCUGCACGGCCUCUCCAAGCGCGCCAUUGAGGCGCAUGGCAACGACACGAGGGCCAUUGUGAGCUACAUUGUGGGCGAGCUGUCGCAGAAGGACGGCGUGCACCCGUAUGUGAACCUCGACGAGGAAUGGGUCUUCAACAACGCCGGCGGCGCAAUGGGUGCCAUGUACAUCAUCCAUGCUAGCAUUACCGAGUACCUUAUUAUCUUUGGUACCGCUAUCGGCACUGAGGGCCACACCGGCCGCCACACGGCCGACGACUACUUCCACAUCCUGACCGGUACCCAACUUGCCUAUGUCCCUGGCGAGUACGAGCCCGAGGUCUACCCUCCCGGCAGUGUUCACCACCUCCACCGUGGCACCGUCAAGCAGUACAAGAUGGAUAGCUCCUGCUUCGCACUGGAGUACGCCAGGGGCUGGAUCCCGCCCAUGCUGGGCUUCGGCUACGCCGACACAUUUACCAGCACGCUGGACUUCCCGACAUUGUGGGCGACUACAAGGAUUACGGGUAGGGAGAUGAUCAUGAAUCUCUUCAGGGGAAAGAUUUAAGGCAGUUAUGGGCAUAAUUCUGGAUUGUAUAAGGCUGAAGCGAGCAGCUCGCGAAGCUCUCGCACGGAACAUACGGACAUGAUUGCGCGUGCAGUUUGGAAAACGGUGGGGGAGGAUGACUUGACUGUUACGACCUUUGGAGACCAACGAUAAAUAUCUUAAUCGCAUUUUAGAGAAAAGCAGUAAAGACACAAC
Molecule: messenger RNA, 957 nt
Organism: Aplosporella prunicola CBS 121167
Lineage: Eukaryota; Fungi; Ascomycota; Dothideomycetes; Botryosphaeriales; Aplosporellaceae
Exons: 4
Coding region: 103-762 (219 amino acids)
Biological process (GO): ergosterol biosynthetic process
Cellular component (GO): endoplasmic reticulum
Source: RefSeq, a predicted model, not a curated record